Molecule: messenger RNA, 2758 nt
Organism: Anopheles darlingi
Lineage: Eukaryota; Metazoa; Arthropoda; Insecta; Diptera; Culicidae
Exons: 3
Coding region: 79-2403 (774 amino acids)
Cellular component (GO): cytoplasmic vesicle membrane
Source: RefSeq, a predicted model, not a curated record
GCUAGCUCAGUGUACCCUAGUGUAAUUACAAACAAGCUUGGUCCUGCUAGUGAAGUGAAUCGGUCCAACGAAUGGAAAAUGAUUUCUAACGUGGCGGGCAGUAGUGAAACGAAACGCCAUCUGCGGAAAACACCUCUGCAACCAUUGUGGUGUAAUCUCGUAAACAUGAACAAGCACACUAAAACGAUGCCUCUGAAAAAACUGAUCCCCCAUGGUACUAUUUGCUUAUUGCUUGUAUACGGAGCCAGCACAGUUAUGAGUCCAGUUGCAGCAUCUUCACUUUCGCUGUGUGACGGCGGCCAUACAUGUCUGCCGCCCAAGGAAUGCUGUGCGAAAGGAUGCUGCUACUUGUAUGCACCACCGGGUGGAGCCCCUCGAGUACCCGUUGCCGCUGCUGACCAUGUUUUGAAUAUGUUUUUCGUGAACCACUGGUAUUUCUGGUGUUUUAUGUUAGCCAUUAUGUUGGCACUGCUGUGUGCGUGCUCGCUGUGGAGGAAGAGACGGCAGCUGUGCGGUUGGGAAACUUCUGGGCGCCACUCGCAGUCCGAAGGGGACUCGGCUGGUUCAUGCUACGCACCGCCACAGUACAGUCGCUGCAACUCCUUCCAUAUCCACGCACCACCACCAUACAUGGAGGUGGCAUCCAAACCGGAUCUUUACCCGCUCGUGUUCAGCUAUGCUGACCAUGGUAAAGGGAAUGGCGCCAACUACCUGAUGGUGCAGUACUUCCGAAAUUACCUGAUGCAGCCGCUUGGAUCAAUGUCCGGAACCAGCACUGUCGAUUCACUUAGUUCCAGCUUCAUCUGCAACGCCAACGAGGCCAAUACGCUAGUGCCUCCGCCUUACUCUCGCGCGGCUAGUCCGGAUAUGAUGCCAGCUUCGGCUCGGAAUUGCUCUCUUCAACGGUCAGCAUCCCAGCAAAUAUGUGCAGCACAGGAGGGAAUGGUCGGUAAUCAAUCCGCUCCGGCACACGUACAGUAUACACGCGACGAAGAAUCGGAACACGCGGCAUCCGAACAGAACCAUACACUGUCCAGGGACCAACCCAGCGAAGAAAUGCUGCCUGACAGUUCGAUCUCUAUCAACAACAGCCUGAGCUGUAGUAACGUUUGCCACAGUGAGCCCGUUAUUGUACAGAGGGCCGCACACUAUCGGCAUGCUUCGAUCGACCGUCUGGGUGCUAAGGAAUCGGCUUCACAAGGCGUUUUGGAGUCGUCAGGAACCAUGUUCAGUCGUAUGUCGGAUCAGGGUGAAAUGGUCGAACCCAGCAGCAGAAAGCCAUCGUAUCAUCCGCAGCCAAUGAACCGAACCGUGUCGUACCCUUCGCCACCAACCAAUUCCUUAGGCUCCUUCGAAAAGCGCGCUGUCAUCGGUGGUGGUGGAUCACAUCUGGGUCACUACAGCAGCUGUUUGGAUAACGCUCACGAUUCGCAUGCUUUGAACAACAGGCGAGGCAAUCUGGCGCAGCGACACGAUGUGAUAUGUAAACUUUGUAACCUAAUGGGAAACAUGACCGGCAGCGUACCGGUGGAACUGUUUCGCCAACUACAACCGGAGCGUCCCGUACAACGAAAGAGUAUCGAAACCGGCGGCGAUAUGCUGGCGACGCAAAGGAAUAAUGCUGCCCAGCAAUAUAUACUGCAGCCGCAUCAGUGUCCACAGCAACAGAGAAGUCAACAGAGCCAGCAGUAUCAACAAAAAAAUAUUUUAGAGUUUUCUGGGAACAGCGAUGAUUCCAUGAUGAUCGAGGAUAACGGAGAAAAAACGGAGGCCCAGAUGAGAAGCUCGUGUAUCGGGUCGUGCACCGGAUCCAACGUGUCCAGUUUGCUGAACAUCGAUUCGCUACACUCACCACCGCGUGCUACGAGCCCAACAGCGGAAGUGCGCGAGCUGUUGGAGCAGAUACGCCAGUUGCACGACGGCAAUCAGCAACAACGGCACACGGAGAGCCACUCGCAGGAUCAGGGUGCUACCGUUCCGGCGAUGUCUUCUCCUCCUACGAGUGACGAGGUGCACGAUAAUGCCCCACUGCCAACCAACCGGCGGCCUUCUUCCUUGAUUAGCAAACGAAGCAAGCUGUUUAACAAAUAUGGUGUACAGUGUGCACCAUCGGUGGCCAGUGGAGGCUGUAGCCGAGCAAUGUACAUACCUAUUGCAUCGACAUCGAAUGCGUAUAUAGCAACACCGGCGGCCGUGCGGUGCCACCUUCGCAGCCCAUCAUCGAUGUCCACAGCGGCUACCAGCUUUCUUAGCCGUGGCCGUAGUCGUUACAGUUGGAUGUCUAAGUCCGCACCGACAACACCGGGUACGGUUGCUCCUGGUGGUGCCGGACCGGCAGCGUUGGGCGAUCACAGCCCGCUACUCCUGAACGAACAGGACGAGGAUGGUGAACAAAAUAUGUAAGACAGACAAACCGUAGUGUGCAGCGAAGACGCAAGACAAGCAAACAAGAUUUACUUAUCCUUUAUUCAUUAGUAUCAAUCGCAUAAAAUCCAGUAAACAAUUUAGGUGUUGAGAUUAUAUUCAAUUCUCGUACAUAGCUAGCACGCGUAAAAGGACGGCAUAGUAAUGACGAAUGGAAUGGUGUAGUUUUGCUUACAACAGGAUUUCGUUGUACAUACACACAAGUCGGACACAGCCUAUACAGUAAACAAAAAGAAAACAAAGAAAAAAAAACAAUGAAAACUAAAGAAUCCAAAUAUGAAUGGGAACAUCGCCUCGAAACGGCGAGAGUAUAGUUUUCCUUAGAUGUUCUGGU